AUGCAGACCACGGCGCGCUCCCUCAACCCUCACAUGAUCCCAGGCUCAGAGUGGGCAGGCUCUCAGCCAAAACACACGCUGGGCUCUCAGCGGGCAGCCCCCCAACACCAGGGCCUGGGGGGGCUCCUGGUGGAGCAGGGCUCUCAGCGGGCAGCCCCCCAACACCAGGGCCUGGGGGGGCUCCUAGUGAAGGGCUGGGGCACUGCCAGCUGCACAGAGCUGUCACAAUGUGUUCCAACUGCAAAUCAUCCUAAAUGGUCGCAUCGCAUUCUGACUGACGGUUCCUCUGUUUCUUUCCUUUUCUCCUCCUCCUCCUCUCUCCAUUCUCCUGCAGAUUAUGUGUAUUUCGAGAACUCGUCCAGUAACCCACUGCUUAUCCGAAGGAUAGAGGAGUUAAACAAGACGGCCAAUGGGAACGUGGAGGCCAAAGUGGUCUGCUUCUACCGACGGAGGGACAUCUCGAGCACCCUCAUCGCCCUGGCAGACAAGCACGCCCGGGAGCUUGAGGAGGAGAUGGAGAGCCCAGAGAUGCUGGACCUCCCCGAGAAGCACAAGCACCAGCUCCGGCACCGCGAGCUCUUCCUGUCCCGGCAGCUGGAGUCGCUGCCCGCCACCCACAUCAGGGGGAAGUGCUGUGUGACACUGCUGAACGAGACCGAGGCCCUCAAGUCUUACCUUGAACGAGAGGACGCCUUCUUCUACUCCCUGGUGUACGACCCGCAGCAGAAGACGCUGCUGGCCGACAAGGGGGAGAUCCGCGUGGGAACAAAGUACCAGGCAGACAUCACGGACCUCAUGAAAGAAGGUGAGGAGGAUGGCAGGGAGCUAUCCAAGAUGGAAGAAAGGAUCUGGUUGCCUAGCAGCAACCUGACAGAGAAGCAGAUCGACCAGUUCCUAGUCGUGGCUCGGUCAGUAGGGACGUUUGCCCGGGCGUUGGACUGCAGUAGUUCGGUCAGGCAGCCCAGCCUCCACAUGAGCGCUGCUGCAGCCUCCAGGGAUAUCACUCUGUUCCACGCCAUGGACACGCUCCACGGGGCGGGCUACGACCUGACGGGGGCCAUCGCGGCGCUGGUGCCCCAGGGCGGCCCGGUGCUCUGCCGUGACGAGAUGGAGGAGUGGAGCGCCUCGGAGGCCAACCUGUUCGAGGAGGCGCUGGAGAAGUACGGCAAGGACUUCACCGACAUCCAGCAGGACUUCCUGCCCUGGAAGUCUCUGACCAGCAUCAUCGAGUAUUACUACAUGUGGAAGACCACGGACAGAUACGUUCAGCAGAAAAGAUUAAAAGCUGCCGAGGCAGAAAGCAAGUUGAAGCAAGUCUACAUCCCCAAUUAUAACAAGCCCAACCCCAACCAGUUGAGCAACAGUGUGAAGCCGGUCCUGGUCAACGGGGCGGCCGGUGCCGUCCCCCCCCCGCCUCCGCCCCCGCUGCCCCCCGGCCCCGCCCCGCCCCCCGCCCUGGGCCGGGCCUGUGAGAGCUGCUACACCAGCAGCUCCUCCCAGUGGUACUCGUGGGGCCCUCCCAACAUGCAGUGUCGUUUGUGCGCCACCUGCUGGACGUACUGGAAGAAGUACGGUGGGCUGAAGAUGCCCACGAGGCUGGACGGGGAGCGACCGGGGCCCAACCGCAGCAACAUGAGCCCCCAUGGCGUGCCCCAGCGUCACGGCGGGAGCCCCAAGUUCGCGGUGAAGACGCGGCAGGCCUUCUUCCUGCAGACCACCGGGCUGACCCGCGCCGCGCGCCGCGUCUGCCUGGACAUCAUCCGGCCCCGCUUCCUGGCACGUCACCCCUACCUGCCCGUCAACACCGCCGCCGUCAAGUCCGAGUGUGCUGUACGGUUGCCGGACAAGCCAAAGGACGCGGCGUCUGCGAAGCGUUCAGAACGUAAACCCCUGGAGGAUGUGGUCCGGUACCUGGAGGCCCACCCCCGCCCGGCCAAGCCCGGACCCCCCCGGGGAGGCUCCAUCUCCUCCGCCAGCCGGACCCCCAUCAAGUCCUCCCCGAUCCUCAACAACGGCUCCCCCACCAUCCUGGGGAAGCGCUCGUACGAGCAGCACAACGGAACGGACGGCGGUAAGUCCAAAGGCCUGGCGCCGCAGUGGGACAUCAUGGCCAAGCGGAUCAGCGAGCCGUCCCGCGCCGCCAUGCACCUGCGUGACGAGGUGCACGAGCUGGACUGACGGCCGCCGCGCCCCGCUGUGCAGAACCCUGCGCCCCAGCAGGGGGCGGCGUCCACAUGGGAAGGUGUUUUCCUAUAAGCCAUGGCUGAAGGCAGCUGAGAGGAGGAGGAGGAGGAGGAGGAGGAGGGGGGGGGACCCUGAAGAACGAGGGAGCUAAGCUACGCUAGCCUCCUCCAUUUUCAGUCUGGGGGGGGGGUGUCUUGUGACCGCCCGACCCCGGCCCCCGUCUUUAUGAAACAAACCCUGGAGGCUCGUGUCCUCUGUGUCGGGACUCGCUGUACAUGACUGUGUUUAUUACUUACACUCUGGUUAUCUUUACUGUCAUUGUAAUUAUUAUAAUAUCGUUUUUGUGUAUUUUUUUUUUUUUUUUUACCAUCUGUAACUGAAGCUUAUCACUUUAAUUUCCGAUUGGACGAAGAAACUUUUGGGGAAAAAAAGGUUUGUGAUGAAAAAAAAAAACGAGCGCCCCCCAGUGGAGAGAGGGUCUACACGUCGCGCCACUCAUAGUCCUCUGUUUAACACGUUAUCAGUGACAGCGGGAGCUGACGGUAGAACUCAGCCACGCAAGCGAGCAACCCGCUUCUUCUUUUUCCCACUUUUGAACGCUUUUUACGGGAUUUUUCUUCUUCGUCCUCUUCUUCUUCGGUUUGAUUCUGUCCGUUCUGCUCUUUCGGCCGAUUGAAGUUUAACUUAUUGAGAAAGACUUGCUGUUUUUUCUACUUUUUUCACACGUAAUGCAUCUUUGCUUCGAUGAUGUAAUUAAAAAGAUGAUUGAUUUCCCCUUCUCCUCGUGGUGUAUCUGGUCGGAUCCGAAGGGUCGAAGCUUGACCUCCAGACGUUCUUCAUCUGUACUGCUCAGGCCGCGUGUCGUCCGCCUCUAACCGCUUCCCUUCAGAACAGGAAGUCUGUACACACAAUGCGCAAAGUGUUAACGACAGCAUUUUUUUUCAAAAUUAAAGCGUUCAAAACUAAAACACUACAUGGCUCCAGAUUUUGGAAGAACUUUUGCUACCUGACAUUCGUUAAUCAAUGUUCAAUAAGCGAGGAUACUCGGUUUGAAAAUAACCACUUUGUAAGUAAGGACUUUGAUUUGUAUCUUAUAGCCAAAAGAACGCUGUGUUUUUUCAUGGUAACAGACAUGUUGCUGCAGAAGCCAUCAUCAAGUUGGCACUUUGAACUUUUUUUUCCUAAAUAAAACAAAGUUGCAUCAUCAGCAUUAAGCAUUCUAGUCAGUGUUCUGUGUGUACGGUUUUAGUCAGACGAAUUACUAUUCAUAUAGUUUUACUUUGUGUGUAAUCAUCUUGACAUAGUUACAUGAUUACCAUUUUUAAUAUAACUUGUAUGACAUGGCCGGGGAUAAACAAUUAUUAUAGUUGGUCAAUUUAAUAAAUUAAGUAAUUGCGUUUGCAUGCCCACAAACAACCUAUUUUAAGCUGAUUAAGACAAGAUGUUUAAUCAAAUCAAUUUUUUGUGCUAUAACCUUGUUUCUUAACUGGAUAACCCAAUCAUCAGAUAGCCUAUAAUGUGUCAAUCAUUCCCCACAACGGACGUGUCUUCGGUUGAAUAAACCGCUUCUUAGUUCAAGUAGACGCGGUAAUCAGGUUAGUCACUAAAAUUGUGAAUGUUCUAAAUUGGUUAAUUCGGGUUUGAAUGGAAUACAAUUUUCAUGUAAACUCAAAACAAGCACAUCCAAUGUGUUCAAACGUGAAAGGGACAACUCGUGUGAAGGUCCACUAGCCUGUGAAGUCAUCAAUAUAUAAUACAUAGCCAGGAUGUGGGUUAUGCCCCUGACCCCCAACCCAACAUAACUCAUCCGGGAAAUGCCCUCACUGAUCUCCAUCAUGGUACCAAUUAGUGCUUCCAUCUUUAACGGCAGCAUUGGGGUUAAUAUCUUUAAACAAUCAUCCUAGCAGCGCUCGAAACCCUCAUAACGACGUGGAGAUCAUAUAUCAUAGAUAUAAAGCCCCUGCCCAUUUAACGCCAUCGUUAAGACCCUGGUGAGUGGGAGAGGUUGUAAAUGACUGAAACCUGUAAGAAAACAAUCUCCUUACUCUAAUACCUCCAGUUGUAAUAAUUAAGUGGUCAGGGACUCCAUAACUGAUCGUGUGUCGCUUCUCUUCAUUGGCAGAGCGCCCUGUAGCGACGGUUCGACUCCCAGCUGAUUCCGGUUGCGGGUUUGAGGUUGCGUGA
Molecule: messenger RNA, 4368 nt
Organism: Gadus chalcogrammus (walleye pollock)
Lineage: Eukaryota; Metazoa; Chordata; Actinopteri; Gadiformes; Gadidae
Gene: mta1
Product: metastasis associated 1
Exons: 20
Coding region: 1-2178 (725 amino acids)
Biological process (GO): negative regulation of transcription by RNA polymerase II; double-strand break repair; response to ionizing radiation
Cellular component (GO): nucleoplasm; NuRD complex
Molecular function (GO): histone deacetylase binding; sequence-specific DNA binding; chromatin binding
Source: RefSeq, a predicted model, not a curated record